Molecule: messenger RNA, 6015 nt
Organism: Trichoplusia ni (cabbage looper)
Lineage: Eukaryota; Metazoa; Arthropoda; Insecta; Lepidoptera; Noctuidae
Product: TBC1 domain family member 14-like
Exons: 7
Coding region: 424-2463 (679 amino acids)
Source: RefSeq, a predicted model, not a curated record
GCUAUUGUCAAUGUUAAUUUAGAGUGGAAAGUAAAAGGUGAUGGGUGUGUUGCUUUGUGUUUGUUUCUUAUUUUUGGUAGAAACGAUCGGAACAUAAACAAAAUCAAACAGUAGUGAAUCAAUCAUUAUUUUUAUCAACACAGUUUUUAGAUUAGGUCUUUGUAAAUUAAAUUCUUUCAACACCUUGUUUUGAUCAAUGGUUGUGUUACUAAUUUAAACAAAAACAAAAUUUAAAACAAUUGAAUAAAUUACUUAGUGUAAUGUUUUUAUUAAGUGAUAUCAGCUAUAUUAGAUUCGUAGCAAACGCGAGUAUUUAGCUGAUUACGAUAUUUAACGAUAAUGGCUUUCGUAAGUAAAUACUGUGAACGUAAACAUGGAUGUGAGUUUUGAUCGUGUUAGUAGUGUCCGAAUUACGAAAUCGCGAUGUCGUCGCCAUGCCAAAAAGGCGGGAUGCGCCUCAGUGAAGCCCUGGAUAACAUGCAGCUUGCCUACAACCCAAUAACAAAACAGCUACAUUUCGUGAGCCCUAAAGUGGAGAAACCUGUGGAGGAAACAUCUGACGAUAUUGACAAGUUGUCUAAGAAGAGUAGUUUCAGUGAUGAAGGGAACUUCUCCCUGUCAACUUGUGAAAAGAGUGACACCAGUGAUUCUCCCAAGAGUACCCUGCAAUGGGGGAGUGUGACCGGCCACCACAGAGGUAAAGAUGGUGGCUCUUUCUCAAGCACAGUUUCCAGUCUGUCUGAGUGUUCCCUUGGCUCUGCUGCAUCUAAGGAUGAUGAAGUCCCUGAUGUCACUUUGAAUGAUCAAGAGCAGUCAAUCAAACAAGCCAUCAAGAAGAAGGGAAUCUCUGGAUUUUUUAGCAGAGGAGUAUUUCCAUGGAAAAGCAAUUCAUCAAAGAACCACGAACCACAGUCUCAAUCUUCAGUGGUAUCAUGGCGGCUCUUUGGCAGCAAGUCCAACGGGAACUUGGCGAACAAAACCUUAACGUCGGAAGCCCAAAAAACCCUGACUCCAGCGUCAUCGGUGGCCAACACUCCGCAUCAUCACAAGAGACAGGGGAGUUCUGCCAGUGAGAAGCAGUUCGAAGAUCUGGUGGCCAGUUCCAUGGCUUUAAUACAACAUGAUAGGCCAUCAAACCUGCCGGCUAAGUGCACGGAGGAGGCGCUUCGGCAUAAGGCAGAGCAUGCUCGCAUGGUGGAGGCUGCUAGGAGAAGGGUUGAGAGGGAGGCGGCCGCGAGGCAUGCCCGCAUGCAGGAGUCACUGCGGUUGGAGGAGCGGCUGGCGAGGCACGCGCGGGAGUGGACGCAGAACAUACUGCCUGAUUGGCAGAAUAUGAAAAACUCAAAGCGCACACUAGAGCUAUGGUGGAGCGGGCUACCACCCGCGGUCCGCGGUAAAGUCUGGCAACUGGCCAUAGAGAACAAACUGAAAAUCACACACGACAUGUACCAAGACUAUGUAGCGAAAGCCAAACAGAAGCUGCACGAGGCACAGCUCAGGAGGAAAAGGUUAAAAGUCAACAAAAACGAGAAAUGCAGCUGUCAGGACGAAAAUAAAGAACCGAAAAAAGAAAGCAAAGAAAAACCCGCAGAACAGAAAGAAGGCAAACUGGACGAUAUCCUCGCCAAAACCGAAGUCAGAGUUAAACCCGAAGAGGAAAAACCCCGUUUGGGCAUCCCUAGGAACUACAGCGAGCAGAAUCUAAAAUCUCAAACUGCAGAAUCGUGCCCGAAGAAGUGCUGUUCAAAAUCGAACCCUAAUCUACUUGACUAUAGUGACGAGUGUUCAAUGGAGCUGAUCCAGUUGGACAUCGCGCGGACGUUCCCACACCUGUGUAUCUUCCAACCCGGCGGGCCGUAUUUCGAUGUGUUGCACGAGUUGCUGGCGGCUUACGUGUGCUAUCGACCUGAUAUUGGAUAUGUACAGGGUAUGUCAUUUAUAGCGGCCGUGUUAAUAUUGAACAUGGAAGCUCCUCAGGCCUUCGUGUGUUUCGCCAACCUGCUGGACGGGCCCGUGCUGAAAGCUGCUUUCAGUAGAGAUGGGGCUACUAUGCAGCGGCUGUGGAAGGCGUACUCGCGCCUGCUGCGGCUGCACGUGCCGGGCGUGAGCGAGGCGCUGCUGCCCGAGCUGUACCUGGUGGAGUGGCUCUACACCGCCUUCGCCAAGGCCAUGCCGCUGGACGCCGCCUGCCGCGUCUGGGACCUGUUCCUAAGGGACGGAGAUGUCUUCCUCUUCAACACGGCGCUAGGUAUCUUACAUCUAUACCAAGACGAGCUGAAAGACAUGGACUUCAUAACCGCCGCUCAAUUCCUAACAAAACUCCCUGAAGAUCUGGAUACUGAGGCGUUAUUCAAGAGCAUAUCGGCCGUCUCCAUGACCCUAGACGGCAUGUCGUUUGAGGAGCUGGCCUCCUGCUGCGAAGUCGACACUACCCUGGACGAUGACGUCACAGUAAGGUUAUGAUAUAAGAACUUCACUGAUAUAGGCUUCUGGGACCUCAUUGAUGCGUUAUCCUUUAGAGUACGGUUAUAGUUUUCGAUUUAUAGAUCUGAUCCUAUAACUGAUUGUCGGUUUCCCAAUGACUUUAUUUUCCACUAAAAGAUUUUAGUGAAAAAUUACGUCAUUGGGAAGGUGAACUUUUAGUGUCGUUUAUGUAAAGAGAUUUCGUGAACAAAUUACGUAUUCCGUAGGUAGUGACAAAUCGUGCUGGAAAUUAAAGAACUUUGCUCAAAUACUUAUGAAAGAUGUCCUAUAUCUCAAUGGGCAGAUAGCGUGUCUGAUUAUUACCUACGGAAUACGUGUGAAUAUGUAAGGAAAAAAUGUCUGUCUACCACCACUCCCUAAAGUAAUAUAAUUGUACUUGUAGAAGAGAGAUGCUCUACGGUGUAUAAUGCUCUGUCCCGCUUCGACAACUGUUACUCUAAGGGGUGUUGGCAGGUCCUCUGUGGUCCUAGUUGCAAUAAAACCCAACAAAAAGUAAGCCCCGCCCCAUGUGUGAAGUGUAGUGAAUGAGUGAAGCGGCGAAUGAAUGAUAAAGAUUAAAGAAGAUGAAUGAAAUGUGGUCGUUAUUUGUUUUGUGGUAGAUAUAAAUGCAAAGAGCUAACUCUUGCUUGUAAAAUAAUUUGUAGGUUAUUGUUUAAUGUAUUUGAAUGUUGAAAGAUGAUAUUAGCAUGUUCGAUUCGAUGGGUUUUUGUACUGUGACGUCAUAGCACAUUAUUUAUACGAAUUAUUUUCUGAAUUAAUUUAAAGUUUCAAGAUGUAAAUAGUAUAAUUUGAGAUAUUAUUUUGAUUUUGAUUGAUUUAUUGCAAAAAUUGGUUUGAAUUUUACAAAUAAUGUUUUAAUUUGAUAUGGAGAUUAAAUUACAAAUAUUUACGAGUGAUUGGUGGUUGUAGCUACUGUAGGUCGAUAUAUCUCAAGCACUAUCAGCUAUCGAGCAUUGAGACUGCCUAGUACCUAACGUCUCCGAAUUUAUUCAAUAUAACAAGACGUACUCUGUGAUUUUCGAUAAAUUAAUUAAAAUCACUGUAAAUAUGUUUAUUGUAUACAUAUCAUAUACAUUAGAUUCAAAUUAGUCAUUUGAAGUUCUAAGCUACAUUAAACGGUUGUGAUAGAACUUGAUUUGGUUAAUUAUGUCGAUAAAGGACAUCACUAUUUUAUCGAUAUAAAAUGACAAAUCUUAUAUCGAUAAAGUAUUGAUUUAACAUCCGAUUGUUUUUAUAUUAGCGACAGUUUUAUAAUUGAAUUGAAUUUAAAUAUUUUCUUUUGACAUAUCUGUUGCUAAUAUAGAAAUAAUGUUGCGACUCAUGCUUUGUAUGACUUUGAUAAAUAAUAUUAACACCGCUUGGUCGAUUAGUUGGCUGGUCCGUGGUCGCUAUUGUCUCGUAUAGUGAAGGAAGAGCUUCCACAAAGCAUUAAAACAUCUUCUCUUUGUUUAAAUUAAUUCUAAAAUUACUAAAUAAUUAUAUUUCCUAUACAGCAUGUAUGGUCGCAACAACAUACAACUUCAUCUUCGUACCUGUUUCUAUAAACAUUAUUUUACAAUAUCAUAAGUUAGCUAUAGGAUUAUUUAAGUAUCCUAACUUAAAAUCAUGAAUUAACAUUUUAUACAUGCAAGUGAUGCGAAUCGAAUUCGCGAGACUGCGAUAUUUGCAAUAUUUCAUAGAUAUUUUUAUUUUAUUUUGAAUUUAUCUACAAUGGUUAUCAAGUCUUAUGAAAAUCAAUGUAAUUUAAAUCUUUUGCUAUAUUUAAAGUUGAUAGAAAAGGAUGAUAAUUUAAUAAUUAUAAAUCUUAAAAUAUUUAUUCUAUAAAAUGGAUAUACUUGUCUCUUUCCCGCUCAAUACUUUAUGUAAAGAGUAAAAGAGAUAGCUGCUUCAAUAUUUUCUGUAGUAUAAUUGUUAGAGUAUUAAAGAAGUUGUACAUUAUGGUUUACGCGUAUUAAAGCAAUACGAUUUUAUAAUGUUCAUAUUAUUGUCACUAGAUUGUUAUGAAAAUUGUUUGUCAUGUGUAUAGAGUUAUAAAUUUUCUAAAAUGUAGUGUCAAAUUGUACUUUGUGUAUCUGUACUGGUUUGCAUUGCCUAAUGAUAUAGAUUUGUUGUCAUAUAUUUAUGAUAUGUUAUUGUAUCAGUUCGUCUUGCAAAAGCCUUUAGAUACAAAGACGUGGACAAUACCUAUUUGCCUGGUUUGCACACUAGUUUAAAUUAGCGUCCAUUAAAUUUUCGCUUGUAAAAUCAUACAUAUUUUAUAGUCAAGAGAAUGAGAAAUUAUUUGUUAUAUUAAUAACAACCAGUAAAAAAAUAAAAGAAGAUCGUAUAUAAAUUAUUUAUCUAUUAAAUAGCUGUGCAAUAAUGUAUCAAAAUAACAUCAUACGAUAUUUAUCACAUAUUUACAUUUACGAUAUAGAAGAUGAAAGUUACGCAAAGCACUUCGAACUCUAAUUAGUACUGCAUGUAAUUAUGUAACUUGUGUGGGUGUUUAUGUACACUGUGUUAAAUUAUUAUUAAUAAUAUAUUAUUAUAGUGUUUGUCAAUUAUAUUAUAUCUUAUGAAGUCUAUAGUGGCGGACGGAGACGUUCAUGUUAUGUAAAAAAAUAUAUUAAUUAAAAGAAAUAACAGUUGAACUAAAAAUAUGAGCAUAGAUCUUUAAUCAUAUAGUCGAUAGCUACAGUUUCUUUAAAUUCGGUUAGUUUUUCUUGUUCCAAAACAAAUGUUUUAAGGAAAUUAUGCUUGUUAUUUACAAAAUAUAAUUUAUUUACCAUUUAACAAAUCUUUAACCGUACUAACGUUUCCGCCAGCCACUUUAGUAUACUAUUUAGGUACUUUAACAUAACAUACUAUUACCUAAUUAUAUAUGAAUAACGAUCAACGAGUAGUAAACCGGCCUAAUAAUUAAUGAAAAGUAUCGAAUCUAUCGAGAAGUAAUUAUAAUUAAAUUAAUUAGCUUUUAAUGUAUGGAUAAUUAUUAUAUGCAAGCAUGGCUGUUUGGUAUGAAUGCGUUUUCAAAUUAUAAAUAUUGAGUUGUUUUUUUUCGGUUCUAUUUUGUUUUCGUCUUAUUCAUUUCUAUGGUAUAUGCAAAUUAAUGUUUGGUUACGAUAGGGUGGAAUGGUUCAUUUAUAUAUUUCAUCUUAGGUAUUAGAUACAUAUUUCUACACUAGAAAUAUUAUUUUUAUUAUUCAAGCUUUUAGUAAUUCAGUCAUUCAUAAAAUAUAUGAAUGAUUUAUAUGAUAUAUUUUAUGAAUGAAUGACAUUGUAUGAAAAUGUGCAUGGUUGUGUCAAGUAUAUACUAAUAAUAUAUCUAGAUUAUAAAUACUUAUAUAUUUGUAUAUAUAUGAUUAAAUAUAAAUAUAUUAAUAAUACUACAUUUUCAAAUCAGUAAAUAAUCGCAAAAAUGUGUCUAGUAUAUAUUUUAAUGUACGUAGAAAUCGUUUAAGAUCUACAGUUGAUCAAGCCUCGUUUAAUAAACAAAAGGAGUUUAAAUUCUGUGUAUCUAUACCAAUGGUUACUAAUCGCGAAAACCAA